This is a messenger RNA of Lymnaea stagnalis (great pond snail), 2028 nucleotides long. The record is from the annotation of a GenBank genome assembly. NCBI's taxonomy places the organism in Eukaryota, Metazoa, Mollusca, Gastropoda, Lymnaeidae.
UAUGAAUGUGAAACAUGUGGCCUAAAAUUUACUGGUAACUAUAAACUUAAUAGGCACAUGGUGACUCAUACCGGAGCAAAACCAUUUGAAUGCGAGAUUUGCGGGAGCAAAUUCACUCGUAAAGAAAGAUUAUCAGCUCAUGUAAAGAAACAUGUAAUUGGCAAGGCUGAGAAAUGUAAGAUAUAUAAUAAACCUUGUGGCCGUCAGCGCAAGCUUGCUAAAAAUAGAAAGAUGACCUCUUAUCUUGACAAAGCAAAUAAGUUUGAGUACUCUGGAAAUGUGGAUGGAAAUACAAAUGACGCUACUUCGUUAUCUCGUAUUGAUUGUGCUUUAACUAGCAGUAAUGUAAAAUUGGAGGAAAAUUCAGAACUUAAUAAUGAAUUUCAUGAUUCAUUGGCUAAAUGUAAUGAUUGUGUACCUCACGUAAGUGUUCCGGAGCAAAGUAAUUGCCAGGAGACUUUAUCAACACUGAAGGAAUCGGACCCACAGGAAGGUACUUCGGUGAUUGAUUCUGGCAUGCAGAACUUAGAGUCAUUAGCUUGUAUGAUGAUAGAAACUUUACAACGUCCCAAAAAAUCAUUCAAGUGUGACGUUUGCGGUUUACAGUUUCGAGGUAGCUAUAAAUUUAACAGGCACAAGCUGAUCCACACUGGAGAAAAACCUUUUGAAUGUGGUGUCUGCGAUGCUAAAUUCACAAGAAGGGAGAGGUUAACUGCUCAUAUGAAAAAACAUGAUGCUAACCAAGUUGAUAUAUUAAAUGAAGCGGGUGAUGUGUCAAGCACUGAGAUCAAAUCAGAAAGAGAUGAAGUUGCAACAUCUUCAGUUGAAUGUAGCAUGGAUAAAGAUACUGAACUGGUUGAUGUCAUUAUGGCAGAGGUCGAAGGAAUUGGUCAAGGAAAUCCCAUUAUCAAAAGUGAGAAAGAUUUCAGCUCGGUAAGUUCUCCAAGUACCAAUACAGUGUCUGAUGCAGACUUCAAAUUUAUCCCCCAAGACAUGAAGUCUUUACCCAAACGAAAGAAUCACUGUUCAACAAAGUUGCAUAAGUGUGACUUAUGUGACAAAGUGUUUACAGGAACUUAUAAACUCAACAGACAUAAAGCUACUCACACUGGUGAGAAACCUUUUCAGUGUCUUAUUUGCUUUGCUAGUUUUGCCAGAAAAGAUAGAUUCACAUGCCACGUGAAAAAACACAUGCUGACAUCUCAAGACAAAUUUGAUGAAAUUAGUAGGUUUGCUGACUCUACAAAUUUUAAACACAGGUCAGAUGUAGAGGAUGCUAAUGAGAUCGGGCAUAACAAUGACAAUUCAAUUGAAACUGCUAAAGAUAGUGAUGUCAAACUGGAAUGUGACAUCUGUGGAAAGACAGUAAAAAAUGAAUGCGGACUCAUCAGGCACAAAAGAAUACACUUUGAAAAGAGACAAUACAAUUGUGAAAUUUGCAGUAAACAAUUCUAUAAAAAAUAUUCCUUAAGCAGACAUAUGACCACGCACACAGAUGACAGACCCUUUAUUUGCCACCUUUGUGGUUUAGGAUUUCCACUUUUUUACAAACUUAAUCGCCAUUUAAGAAGUCAUAAUGUAAAACCUAUUGUUGACGAUGUGUGGAAGUGUGAUAUUUGUGGAUUUAUUUUCAAAAAGGAAGAGACCCUCCUGCGCCAUAAACUUUUGCACUUUGGUGGUAAACCCUAUACGUGUGACGCAUGUGAUAAAGGUUUUAGCAGCUAUCGCAGCCUCAGCAUGCAUAAAGCUGUGGUUCAUUUUCAGAUGAAACCAUUUAAAUGUGAUAAAUGUGAUGUAUCUUAUGCAUACAAAGGGGAUCUGACGAGACAUAAAUUGAUGCACUCGGGCAGUAAACCUUACAGAUGCUGUGUAUGCGGAAAAGCAUUUGAACACACAUUUAAGCUGACGAGGCACAAAAAAAUACAUGAGGUGCAAAGGCCUUUUCACUGUAGUGUGUGCGGCAAGGGAUUUCUCGAAAUAACAAAACAUAAUAAACAUUUAAAAUCUCAUGCUAAUGACAAAUCAUAA